CAGGAGGAGGAAGAGGAAGAGAUGGAUAUUAGGAGAUCAUCAACAGUUCCUUUACAGUUUCUAUGUGUUUUGUUUCUACAACUCUCAUGGAUUGUUCUUCUCGUCGGCAGCCAGUCCAGUCCACUUACACCGGCCAUGUUCAUCUUUGGUGACUCAUUGAUCGACAAUGGUAACAACAAUUAUUUCCCCUCAAUGGCAAAAGCAAAUUAUAUUCCUUAUGGGAUCGAUAUGGGUUUUCCAUCCGGCCGAUUCUGUAAUGGUCUCACCGUCGUCGACUACGGUGCACUUUUACUGGGUUUACCCCUCAUACCUCCAUAUUGGAGCCCAACAUCAAAAGGAGAAAAAAUCUUGAGAGGAGUCAAUUACGCAUCAGCAGCGGCAGGAAUACUUGAUGAAACCGGCAGACAUUAUGGUGAGAGGACAUCAUUAAAUGGACAGAUAUUAUUAUUUGAGAAGACUGUGAGGUUGGAGUUACCACCAUUUUACCAAAACCCAGAGGCACUCUCCCAGUUCCUGACAAAAUCCAUUUUUCUCAUUGGUGUGGGUGGUAAUGACUACAUCAACAACUAUCUCCUCCCCAACAUGUAUACCAGUAGCAAAAUCUACAAUGGUGAAGCCUUUGCAGAUCUCCUUAUCAGAAACUUAUCACAACAAUUAAAGAACUUAUACAGUUUGGGUGCAAGGAAGAUGGCGCUGGUUGGGCUUGGAGCACUUGGAUGCAUACCUAGUCAACUUUCCAUGGCAAACAGCAGCGACGAGGGUUGUGUCAAGCCAGUCAACAACUUGGUCACUUUGUACAAUGCUCGUCUAGUUCAGCUGUUGAACACACUCAAUGCCAGUCUACCUGGUUCUUUCUUUGUGUACCACAAUGCCUAUGACAUCAUCACAGACAUGAUCAACAAACCUUCCAACUACGGUUUUACCAUACCAAAUGAAGCUUGCUGUGGGAAUGGGAGAUAUGGUGGAGCUGUAAGUUGCCUUCCUUUGCAAAAACCAUGUACGAAUAGAGACCAAUACAUCUUCUGGGAUUCCUUUCAUCCAACACAAGCUGUCAAUAAAAUCAUAGCCACAAGGUGCUAUACAAAGUCUGCGACCGACUGCUAUCCAAUCAGCAUCUACCAAUUGGCACAAAUAUAGAACAAAAUUCCCCAGAAGAAACAAACUGAUGCUUCUAUUAGCAUCUUAUUCAUCUCUUUAUGUAAGGUUGUUAAGUUGUUCAUC
This is a messenger RNA of Telopea speciosissima, 1221 nucleotides long. RefSeq names its product GDSL esterase/lipase 7. Lineage: Eukaryota; Viridiplantae; Streptophyta; Magnoliopsida; Proteales; Proteaceae. The record is from RefSeq and is a predicted model, not a curated record. Gene Ontology annotation, molecular function: hydrolase activity, acting on ester bonds. The transcript has 5 exons. The coding region runs from base 22 to 1137 and encodes 371 amino acids.